UUCGAACAGGACAGUCGGACAGAAGUGUUUUUACAACGCUUUGAACGUGGAAAGUUUCUGAUACUUUUAACCGUCUUUUACUGUCUGCAAACUUUAAAUUUACAGUCCAGUUUUGUCGUGAACUUUUAUUUAUGGCCCCUAAAACCAAACGUCAGCGUCAUAUGAUAAAAAUAAAAGCUAGGCAGAUACUGAUACUGAAGAAGCUUGUACGUUUGUAUGUCUUUGUUGGGACUGGUCUGGUGACUUAAGUCUUAAGUUGAAUAAACCGAUAAGCCAAAUCUUAAGUCAAUACUCCUAAACUAAUAGUCUUAACUCCUAAUGCUCUUAAGUCAGAAGGCUAAUGAGUAAUGAAAACAAAACGCGUUUUAACAUUUUACCCGAAUUUUUCUUAUACUUAUAUUCACCCAACUCUCCUCCCCCAUGGCCAAGUUUGUUAAAUUGUAAUUUGAGGAUUUCAAAUUUAUUUUAUUAAAUUUAAAUAUUAUAUCAUCUCUCACAAUCACCACACCCACACUUUAAUAAGUUGAUUAAGUUAACGUUUAUGGUGUUUGUCUGAGCUUACUAUUACUAUAAUAUUAAAGUGAAAGUUCGCUACUCAGCCUAAAUUUAAAUUCCUAAAGCCUAAAUAAAUAUAUUUUGCUCAAAGACUGCCACUGACUAGUAGUAGAGUAACUUUUAGUGAGAAGGGCAUUGCUAUUAAAUAGUCUAAGAAUCAACUUAAAAAAAUAAAAUCUUUAAGUUAAGUGCAGCUCAGUGAUUCUUAAUAUUUUAGCAUUAUUAUAAAUUAUAAAUUAUUCUUCAUUUUAUUUAUUUGAAGGUAUGAAUUAUGAACACAUCGUCAUUUAGUUUUUUUUUAAAGUAGGUUGUUAAUAGUGUUAAUAGUUCUUUUGCCUUUGCUAGUUUAAAAAAAAAAAAAAGAUUAUUUCAUAACUUUUCAGUGAGCCUAGUAGUUCCAUUGUCAUUGUUCAUUGCUUUUUAAAGUGUAUACAAGUUAAUUAUAACUUCCCUUUCUUUCUUCAGUUAGCCAAAUCAAAUAGUGGUGUACCAGUAACUAUAACAAGGAAUCAAGUAUGACAGAUGUAGGCCUACCACUAGUGGUUAUGACCCAUGCUUCACCUCCAAGUGUGCAUGCCAGAUUGGAACAGCAGUGUCGUGUUGUAACUAUCAACAAAGAUGAAAAUAUUGUUCCUCGACAGAAAUUCCUUGAAGCUAUAAAGGGUGCUCACGCUUUGUUUCUAAACCCAUACUCACGUGUGGAUGCAGAGGUUUUAGAUACAGCAGGUUAGUAUUUUGAGGGUUAAUCUGAGAUUUCAUGAGAUGUAUUUGCAGUUUAUUUCACAAAUAUUCUUGGUUUUCGUUUUCUCCCUCUUUAGGUAUCUUUACAAUCUGGCUGUUUGUUCAAAGAAGAACAUUGCCUUUGCAGUACUGGUAAUAAAAUUAACAUGUUAUGUAUAUCAAUGGAUUCAGCAUUGAAAUAUUAUUUAUGAUUUUGAUGUUACACCAAAAGAUGGAGUGUUGACAUGUACUAACUUACUUAAAAGAAAAUCAGAAAACUAUCGAGCCAGAACUCAUAACAAAAAAACACCAACAUGCCACAAACAGGUAAAAGCAAGUAGAUCAAAAAAGUAUGGAGACCUAAAAAAAACCUUUAUUAUUAUCCAUCAAUGGUAUCAAUUUUUACAAUACAUAUACAAAUUUCAAGCAAAUUUACCCACAUUUCUAAUAAUUAUGCCAUUUUUUAAAAUGCAUUCAGAAUUCAUACAUUUAAUAAUUAAUUAGUGAAAUAUUUUAAUUUUUCUUAUAUUUAAAAAUAUUUUAAAAAAUGACACAAAAGAAGGCAAGUGAGAGAAAUACAAUUAUUAUCAUCAAAUAAUAUCAAAAUGGAGAUGAAUAAUUUUAACAUAUUUUGUAAAAAACAAAAAAAACCCACUACAUUAGGCAUAAAUAAACAAUUCUUUGUUAUGAAAUAUGACAAUUUUUGUUUUCCAGAUAACUUGUGUAUUUAACAAAGGUAGCACAUUAAGUCCUAGAUUUUAUUUCUGUUUUAUUAAUCUAAUAAAGAUUUUGCACAUUAUUUCUUUACUGUAAGUAACCACCUUUACUGUAAGUAACCACUGCUGUUUUAACAGUAUACUGAGUUAUAAUCAUUCAUAAAUAUUGCUGUAGCAGAAACAUGAGCAUUGUAAACAAAGUUUUUCACUGCCUAAUUAACUCUACCGAGGAACUUAAAAGACUAAAGCUUUUUUUUUUCUUUUUUCUAGUGAAAUAAUUUAUUAUAGAAAUGUCUUGUGUUCAAAUUUUUUUACUUAUGUAAUGAAAAUGUACAAUGCAAUCAUAAAACAUUUCCAUUUGGGAUCAAUAAAAGAGUCUUAUCUUAUAUUAUCUUAACAGGUCAUUUUAAUUAUCCAAGACAAGCAUUUCGUUGUCUUCAGAUUAAAAGAAAUAUGUCUACAGGAUAAUGCUAGAAUUGUCAUAAAAAUGAAGGAAUAGGCUCUGUCAACUUUUUUUCUUCUUCUUCCCUUUACUAACCUCACUAUCCAAAUUAUUCGAAGUUAUUCCAAAGCUGAUAGCUUUUAUCAGCUACUUUUAUGACAGUUUCAUCAAUUAGGAACAGUAGUGCUUUCAGAUUAACCUACAUAUAAAACAGAACUCUUGAUACUGUUUAACUAGAUAUUGAAUCUGAAAUAAGUGAUAAUUCAUUCAUGGAGCCUUUUUUCUUCUUCUUUUUUUUCCUUUUUUUUUUGGUAUCAUGUGACAUUUCAUAGCAUCGACAGGUCUUGCAGCCACUAGUUUCAAGAUUUAACCUGUCAUUCAGGUUGUCACAUUCCAAAACAAAUCAGACGAAUCCUCGUCUUAUAUUUUACAGAGUUUAAAAAAAAACAGAUUUGCUUAAUCUUGCAAAAUACAAAUCUCAGUUUUUAUUUAUGUUCACAGAGUUAAAUUUUUUUUUAGCCAAAAUAAAAUUAGAAAUAUGUCAGUGGUUCUAAAAAUGAAAUGAAGGAUUCAGGCUCAGGGCUGUCACUUGAAAUCAGUGGGUUUUUUUUUUUCUGAAACACAUUCCUACACAAGUUACUGCUAUACACCUGUUUUGUAUUGUAUGCCAUUGAUCAGUGGACAUUUUUGUUCCAUUUCAGGCCCACAACUUAAAGUUAUAGCCACAUGUUCAGUUGGUCUUGAGCACAUUGACCUGAAAGAGUGUGAGAGGAGAGGGGUCAAAGUAGGCUACACCCCGAACGUUCUGGACAAGGCUGUGGCGGAAUUGGCAGUGGCCUUGACAUUGGCUACCGCUAGAAGGUUGGAGGAAGGUGGGUUUUAUUUGCCAUGGCAGGGCAUUUAUAUAUAUAUAUGUGUGUGUGUGUAUUUAAACAUAUGAGAUUUGUUUUUAAAAAAUUAAACAUAUUUUAAAACAAUGGAGCAAUUUACUGGUGACUUGUUAAAUCCAUUUAAUAUUACUUUCAAGAUUCCUUUUAAUGUGCUGGCAGUGACUUUUAAAUUCUAUCUCCCAGCACAAGUAACAUUUCAAGAUAAGAACAUUUCACAUUUAAAAAAAGCAACUAUUUUCAAUGUGGGAGACAUUUAUUUAUAUUAUAUCCAUGAUUAUUUGGCUUUAACCGUUGUCACUAGUUUGUCUUUUCCCAUCAUUUUAUGUUAUUAUUAUUUUUGAUACAUAAGAAAGGAAACAAAAAGAAUGCAUGCUUAGAAUGUUUAAAAAGCUCUUGACACAAUUGUGAUUUUUUUUAAAAGUUUAUUUACGCUGUGCUAAGUAGGCCAUCCUUUUUAAAAAAAAAAAGUCACUUUGAGACCAGAGAUGAUGUUAAGUAUUUGUUCAAAUUCCAAAUUGAAAAUCCUGGUGUAUAAAUAAUUUACCGUACAUCUUUCUGCAGCUUUCCAAAGUGUGCGGGAUGGUGUGUGGGGGACAUUGUGGGAAAACUGUCUGUGGAUGUGCGGGAAACAGGUGUCUGGCUCUGUCGUCGGCAUAGUCGGGCUCGGCAGGAUUGGAUUUGAAACAGCAAAAAGACUCGCUGCCUUUGAGCCCAGCAAAAUCCUGUACUGCGGCAACACACCCAAGGCUUACGCUGACACCAUCAGAGCUGACUUUGUCAGUUUUCACGAGCUGCUGGAGACAUCAGAUUUUGUGGUUGCGACUUGUUCCAUCAAUGACAGCACCAGAGGCUUGUUUGACAAGGAGGCUUUCAAAAGAAUGAAGGCAGAUGCCAUCUUUAUCAAUGUGAGUCGGGGGGCCCUAGUCAAUCAAGAUGAUUUGUAUGAAGCUUUGUCGUCCAAUCAAAUUGGGGCCGCCGGACUCGAUGUGACCACACCAGAGCCACUCCCGCCCAAUCACAGGCUGCUGAAACUGCGUAACUGUGUAGUGUCUCCGCACUUAGGGAGUGCAACAGUUCGUACUCGGGCAGCGAUGUGUGACGUUUGUGUGGAAAAUAUCUUUGCUGGGUUGAAUGGGAAAGAUUUGCCUUCACCUGUCCCAUCAGCAUUCAAAUAAAAGCUUGGAGUGGAAAACUUGAAUCUUUGAGACUUUAUUUACAUGAAAUACUUAGUAAUUUUUUAAUUUACAAAAUAUAUAUAUAUGUAUGUAUAUUUUUGUGUUACGGCCAAAAUCUGUAAUUAUGGGGCUGGUCUGCAAAAUCAGGAAAUGGCCAAUGUUGCUGUAAAGUAACCGGCCCAAAAAAAGAUAUUUUCUUGAUUUUGCUAUUUGGCUGGUCAUUUUGCGAAAUGUCAUGAGGCGUCUGCCAGAUUCGUAGUGAUUUUUGUUUUCUGUGCAUGAAUUCAAGUGUGGGCAGUUACCCAUGCAGAAUGGUAAAUACGCUUCAGGAAAGGAGUUGAUUUAGAACACCACGUUCUGUUCCUAGUUUGUGAAUAGCACCCUCAUGACAACUGUAAGAUGGUCAGUCUUCUGUCAGCACAAAGUUCGACCCAGGGAUUUCCCACUAGCUCACGAAACAACCAGCCAAAGUAUCAUAGAUACCGGUCUUUUCAAUUGUAUCUGACCUUAGUCACACCUCUAUGAAAUUUUGCAUUUUUGCCGGCCGCUUCGGUAAGAGGCCGAACUUUGGGCUUUGGACGUAACAUCUUUAUACUCAAGAUAUUACAUAAUGGUCGAAUUUUUUAAAAGAUUGAUCUCUCCAGCCGUCAAAUAACAUUGUAUGUCUUAUCAGUGGUUUGUCAACAGUGUCGUACGUUGUGAUCAGACAGGAUGUUUAUUGGUUUGCUAACGGUGUGAUAUCAUCUGUUAAGACAGGACGGGUGAUUCUAUAAGUGAUUCUAUUUAAAACUACAGAGAUAUUAACUUAUCGUAACCUUUUAUCUUUUUAAGUUUCAUUGCUUAAAGUUAAACUUACCUUAAAGUUAAACUUACCUAACAAAUUUCAAGAUUUUGUUUGAUAAAAAGAUUGUGUCUAGUACAAGAGCAAAAAUAAUUAUAUUUUAAUUUUAUUAAUAAUAAUUUUAUACUUAAAUUUAAUACAUUCCUAUUAUACAAUGUGCUUACAAUCCACGGAACCCUGCUUUACUAUUUAACAGUCAUUUUGAUCUUGGUACAUGUUAUUGGGUUAAAUUUGGCAUUUGAAGACAUCACAUGAUAUCAGAUGUAAUAGGAUUUUUUUGUGUCGAAGGAAGCUGAUCUGAUGUAUAUUUAUUUAUGCUGAUUAUUAUAAAAUAUUGUUCGUCCUUGGUGUGCGAAGAUGACCAAGGCUUGGACUUGAGCAGUAGUCUUGGCUUGAGCUGUAGUUUGUCCUGCUCAUAUCGUCAGCCUCGUCCUUGUCUAAUUGCUCAAACGGCAAGACUUGGUCAAGAGGACUUGAAAUCGACCAAGAUGCGGUGGAUGACCAGCAGGGUGCCUUGUGUCACACUGUGCUCUCAUGCGUUCCACGUCAGAAUUUUCAAUGUGUCAGUGUCAUACCGUCUACAGGAUGCCUUCUCGUAGAUGAGUUACCAUCGGAAUCCAAGGUUAACGAGCCCCAUCCACCUCGGCUGAUGGUGUUGUUUUUGCUAGUAGUGAACUCCUAUCCGCAUUCUUGGGAUUUCCUCAGUUUAAACCACUCGGCCACCCAAAACGUGGAUGAUACAAGCGCGUUUCUCGUGUAACCAGAUGCUUGUCGUAAUUUUCUUCAAAAAUAUGAUUAUUUUCUUUGAGUGGAAAUCACAAGAAUUGUGUAUGAAUAUUUUAAAAAUAAAAUGUUCUUUUAAAAUAAUACUACAGCAUAACUUAGGUAAGAUAAUCAUAAGAUAUGAUACUUUUAUUGAUUCAAAUAAAUUGAAAUUUGUAAAGGGGGGGGGGGGGGUUCACUCGUAGUAUGUGUGGUUCUCUUUAUCAUGAAAUGCGUAAUUAGCAAACAUACUGUCCUCUUCAUUUACAUACGAUUAUCCUUGUCCAUCAUAACGUUAGUGGAUGUUCACUGUGAGGUCCAUGAAAUAUUAGUGGAUGUUCAGUGUGAAUAUUCAUGCAUAUAUAAUACAUGCAAAUGUUAGUGGAUGUUCAAUUCAAGCUCCAUUAGAGUGUUUCAUGUAACCAGAUACUUCAUGUAGAAAUAAACUCAAACCAGAC
Messenger RNA from Lymnaea stagnalis (great pond snail), 6559 nucleotides. The record is from the annotation of a GenBank genome assembly. Lineage: Eukaryota; Metazoa; Mollusca; Gastropoda; Lymnaeidae.